Molecule: messenger RNA, 1740 nt
Organism: Cuscuta europaea
Lineage: Eukaryota; Viridiplantae; Streptophyta; Magnoliopsida; Solanales; Convolvulaceae
Source: the annotation of a GenBank genome assembly
AAUUUACUUUCCUAAAUGAAUUUCACCCACCGCCACGAGAAAUCUAUAAGAUGUCAAGCCACACCUUUCCCAAAUUUCACCCAUCUAUGCUGUCCCCAACCUACUUCUUUUCUCGAUAAUUAAUUUCGAUCUCGAACCUCUCCGACGUUGUUUUGGGCGGAGGAAGCAAGAACACGACGAGUGUCCCGGCCGGAGAGCGGAUAGAUAGGCCACGCAGUCAGAUUCUCUGAUCGAAGAACACACGGAAACGAUGAAUCGACUCAUGUGGAUUCCGCUGUUGAUUCUGGGUUUGAUGGCAUCUCACUGCUACGCUCAGAAUUGUUCGGAUCACGUCUUCUCCAACAACGCCAAAUUCGCCACCUGCAUCCGUCUUCCGGUCCUCAACUCCUUCCUCCACUGGACCUACCACAGCAGCAACCACACCGCCGACAUCGCCUACCGCCAGACCAAUGUCUCCGCCUCCAACUGGGUGUCUUGGGCACUCAAUCUCGUCGGAAAGGGGAUGGUCGGCUCGCAGUGCCUGGUGGCCAUUCCUACCGCCGCCGGCGGAUUCCGCGCCUACACUUCCCCUGUCACCAGCUACGCCACUCAGCUUGCGCAGGGCACACUGAGCUUCAAGGUUCCGAAUAUCUCAGCCGAGUUCGCCAAACAAGAGGUGGUCAUAUUCGCCACCGUCCUCCUCCCUGCCAACCAGACCAGUUUCACCACCGUCUGGCAAAAGGGCCCCCUCUCCGGCACCUCCCCUGGAAUUCACGAUAUGACCCCCGCGAACAAACAAUCUAUUCAGAUAGUCGAUUUCGCCACAGGCCAGACCACCUCCGGUGGAAACGUAGUCACGUCUGUUAUGCGCAGAAGAAACAUUCAUGGCGUGUUGAACGCCAUCAGCUGGGGUAUACUGAUGCCCAUGGGCGCGAUGAUUGCAAGGUACGUGAAGGUAAUCCCAUCAGCCGACCCGGCCUGGUUCUAUCUACACGCUGGCUGCCAAUUCUCCGGUUACGUCAUAGGCGUCGCGGGUUGGGGCACCGGCCUGAAGCUCGGUUCCGAAUCCAAGGGAAUUACAUUCAAGACCCACAGAUGUAUCGGCAUCACUCUCUUCUGCCUUGCCACUCUUCAGUUAACCGCGUUGUUUUUGAGACCAAAACCGGACCACAAAUUUCGACCGUAUUGGAAGUACUACCAUUUGAUCGCGGGGUACACGACGAUUGCACUGAGCAUCACCAACGUGUACAAGGGAUUUGAUGCAUUGGGGAGGGAGGAUAAUUGGAAGAAGGCUUACACCGGGGUGAUCAUUGCCUUGGGCAUUGUGGCUGUUAUCUUGGAAGCCAUAACAUGGCCCAUUGUGAUCAAGAGGAAGAGGAAGAGCACGAACCCGAAUGAACCAAACGGAGGUGCAGCUUUUGCGGCCUAGCUACAUAUUACUUUCAUUACUGUCUGUAUACACACAUUGAUCUUUGUUAUUGGGGCCGCAGUACGGUAGUUUUACAUGUUCGAUCUUAGCUGCACUUUUGAUUAUUUUUUCCCCCUUUUUUGCUAUAUACAUAUUCUUGGGGUUAGCUUGAAUGUGUUAGAAUCAUUUUUUAUGUAUGACUUCAGUAGUCUGGAGACUUUGAUUUGGAUUUACGAGUAAAAUCUUAGCACACUGAUGAUCCCGUGAAAUAAUCUUUUGCUUUCCUUUUCUUUUUAGUACAAAUCUUUUUGAUGUACGAUUUCAUUGCAGAUUUUGAGGUAUUACCUUCGCAC